Molecule: messenger RNA, 5693 nt
Organism: Girardinichthys multiradiatus
Lineage: Eukaryota; Metazoa; Chordata; Actinopteri; Cyprinodontiformes; Goodeidae
Gene: mtmr10
Product: myotubularin related protein 10
Exons: 16
Coding region: 651-2942 (763 amino acids)
Source: RefSeq, a predicted model, not a curated record
CUAAGAUACUGGCUGUAAUGUAAAACGUUGGUCAGAAUUUACUAUGUCGUGCACUCAUACACACCUAGUUAGCUCAUAAUAUGAGCAGAGUGUGAGCGCUGCCCAGUGUUAACCUGACAGAAACUUGAUGUCGGAAAGUCUCCGUCCACAGCAGCACUGGAGCCCGGAAGCAGGGCGGGACCUCGCCUCUUUAUAAACAUGGCCGUUAAGUCCUUCGCAGCGUCAGGUACUGCGUUGGUUGAAUAGUUGGACUUUGAGGAAGUAACUGGCGGGGAACCUAUGCAGUAACAGGUGUAAAGAAAAUGUAGGCCAUUCAGCGACGCAUUUCUCUAUUUUAACGGUUAUAUACCUGCGUGGGAGCGACACUGACAAACUUCAUUUAGUAGUUUGCGCUAGCUAGCCAAACGAGCUAACGCCGACGUGUGAACGUUAAUUUCUGUCAACUUGUUUCAGCCAGCCAGAAUCUGUCUGCUUAUCGACAUGGAGGAGUGUCGUCGUUCAUCCAGAAAGGCUCGAUGAAUAUUUCACACACGGACGGCUAGGAUUAAGUCAUCGACGGGCUGAGCAAAACUUUCCUGGAUUUAUUUCUUUUCAGUGCUGCCAGUAGCAAAGCACUUGUUCAUUUUCUGCUUAAAGACCGGAAAUUAACAAUGUUUUCUGGCAAACCCAUAAAACCAACUUUCAAGUGUUAUCUUCCUCCUGCGCAGACCGAUCGGAAGAACAGUAUUCAACCACCCAUUAGGUUGGAGCCCGAGUUCCUUCCAGGAGAGAUAGUUGUAAAUGAUGUGAACUUUGUGAGGAAAUGCAUCAGCGCUGAGAGCAGCCAGGGUGACCUCUGGGGGAGGUUGAUAUGCACCAACUUUAAGGUCUCCUUUAUUCCUCAAGGUCCCCCACCUAAGCAGAAAUCCCAGUUGUCCCACCUACUACUUGGACAGCAUGACAUCUCCCUGACCUGCCUUGAGCAAGUAGUAACAGUUAACGAUACAAGGGGGAAGAGGAAAGUAUUGGGCUCCAACCAGAAGCUGAAGUUCAACCCAACAGAGCUCAUCCUGUACUGCAAAGACCUGCGAGUAAUAAGAUUCUGCUUUGAUGAGGCUGGGCCUGAGAGUGCCAAAAAAGUUUGCCUUGCCAUUGCUCAUUAUUCCCAUCCAGCUGAUCUGCACCUGCUUUUUGGCUUUGAGUACCAAGGACUGAGAUACCAUAAAAGGGACCUAGUCAAUGGCUCCACCCCAAGAGGAGGAAUACAGACUCCAGUUUUUGACCGCCCCUCUGACUGGGAUCGAGAGAUCAAGAGAACCGGGGCGUCAGGGUGGCGGGUUUGCUCCAUCAAUGAGAAAUAUGCCAUCUCUGACAGUCUUCCAGAGUACAUUGUGGUCCCAGUUUCUUUGACAGAUCAGGAUGUAAAGCAGCACUCUCCAUCGUUCAGUGAUGGGCGUGUCCCUCUGUGGUGUUGGAAUCACAGGAAUGGGAGUGCUCUUGUCCGCAUGGCAGGCCCAGCAGAUCCGUUGACUCAGAGGAAAACUGAACAGAAGAUCUUCACGGCAAUCACCAAAAGCCAUCCACAGCGCCGAGAAGUGACCUUGUCAGAUCUGGACAAGAGUCUUCCUAAUAUCCAGGACAUCCAAAGUGCCUUUGUUAAAGCCAGACAGAUCUGCACUUUAGAUCCUUUUGAGGAGUCGGAGGAGAGAUGGCUUUCAUCCAUUGAAAAUUCACGAUGGCUUGAGUAUGUCAGGACGUUUUUAAAACUCUCAGCGGAGAUAGUCUACAACUUGGAUGGAAAGAAUAUCUCUGUCAUUCUUCUUGAGGAAGAAGACAGAGACCUGAACUGUGUGGUGUCCUCCUUGGUGCAGCUCAUGUUGGACCCUCACUAUCGCAGCCUAAAUGGAUUUCAGAGUUUGGUGCAGAAAGAGUGGGUGAUGGCGGGUCAUCGCUUUUUGGACAGAUGCAACCAUCUGAAGAAGAAUGACAGUAAAGAGUCUCCACUGUUCACCUUGUUCCUGGACUGCGUGUGGCAGAUGACAAACCAGUACCCAGCAGCAUUUGAGUUCACAGAGUUCUAUCUGACUGUACUGAGUGACAGCAUGUGGAUCCCCCUCUUCAGUACUUUCCUCUUCAAUUCUUCUAAACAUUGUGCUCAGCUCUUGCAGGACUUUUCCAAGAAUAAAGCCAUCCCUCAAGGAGAAGACCACACUGUAAUCUUCCCUCCUGUGUGGAAAUGGUCCCAGCAGUUCUCCACCAGAGAUCAAACCCUCUUUAAUAACCCCAUGUAUGUUGGUAAGGGAGCUGCCUCUGUUCAGAAUGGAGAAGUGAAAAGCUUCCAACGCUCAAAGAAAGCCUUCAGUUCUACUGUGCGAAUAUCAAGCACAUCACAGCGUAAUGGACUAAAGGGUGAGGAGGAACCAUUGCAGCGGCGGGGCUCUCUGGUCUCCGAGCUAAAGGCUGAUUUCUCUCCAGUGAAAGAUGAAAGCCCAUCAGAACGCUUCUUCAGGAACUGGUUUUCUCACCCUGCAGACCAGCAGGGGGUCCUGAUCCCCCUGGUCCUGCCCUCACAUGUGGUUCUCUGGAAGUUGUUCUUCCUACGCUGGGUUCCUGAAGUUUGCAUCCCACAGGGAGGCCCCGCCACUGUCUACCACAAGGUCUCCCAACUGGUUGAUGAAAUCGAGAUGCUGCAGGGCAAGCUCAGGCAGUACAAAGGUGCCAGUCCACGCAGCACACCUGUCCCAAGUCCAAGCGGACCCUCUUCAGACCAAAGAAGGAUGUAUUUUAAGGCCAGUUCUCCAGAUGACCCCCCUACAACACCCAACAUCCUUAACUCAUCUUUUCCGUUCAACCCUGUGGGAAACCUGUGCCCGCGAGGUGUUCAAGGGACUCCGAUAAGCAAAUUUCUGAAUGGGGCGAAGACCUGGCUCUCUACAGAGACUCUUGCUAAUGACACUUUCUAAUGGAUUUUUGUAAUAACUGAUCACAAUACUUUCUAUGACCUUUUUACGUAAGUUCCAAUAAGUGUACCGACAAAGUAAAAAUAGCCCUUUUAGGAUUUCUAAUUUAACACACCUACAUUUGCUAGAAUUUGCACCAUUGAUGCUGCUCUAAAUCUGAGGUAGUUCUUAAUUUGAGGUGUAACUUUUAACAUAAAAUCGUUGUCUCUUAUAGGAAUAAACUAAGAUCCUUUCAGAAACAUCCUUCUUAUUGGCCAAUACGUUUUUACUGCAAGGUUUGAGGUCUUUAUUGUCAUUUUGCAUAUUGUUAAAAUUGGUGCCGUAGGGCCAACAGUGUGCAUAAACACAGAAGAGAGGGGGGAAGGGAAACAGAGCACAGAAUAGAGGAAACGAUUGGCUGUGCGAAAAAAAACUUUGAUAACCACGGUCUUAACUGUGGAAAAAAUAAGCAUUUUUAUAUAAUAUGUAUAGGUUUUUCUUUAUUUUUUCUACAGUUGAGCAAAAAUGUAUUUUCUCUUACCCUUCUGUACCAUAACUCUGACUAAAAACAUGCUUUUUGGGAUUUUACCAGGAGGGUAUACCUUUUUACCAUAGAAUUUAAAUUUCCAUCCCUAAGCCUUACAUAUAAUUGGUUGUGUUUUUUUAAGGCUAAAGCUAUUAACGUAUGACUGUAGCAGUGCUAUUAGGUAACUGAAAUGAGGGAAUGCUCAUUUUUAACUCAGCAGCAGUGAUGCAAUUCUCUGAUUACAGAUUCUAAUUAGAUGUGAAAAAAACCUAACAGGAAAUCUACCCAGUGGUUACAAAAAAGAAGUUAUUUUGGCCUGUUUGAAUGUAGUAGGAUCUUGAAGCACUUUGCUGGAAUGAUAUUAUUUUAAUAGAUCUUUUGCAACAAAUGGUGUGGUAUCAGGGUCUGACUUUGAACAGUUUCUGGCAUUGGGUUGUUUUUAUCAAGGUGUAUCUGAUGGUAGAGGAAAAUAGAGCUGUGAGAACUCAAAACUGUGGUAGAUAUUUCCUCUGCUUCGCAGAGCGUUUACUAAACGUUUUUUUUUUUUUUCAAAUGCCUUCUGGUAAGGCACUGAGACGAAACCGUUCCCACUGAGGACAGCUGAAUGAGCGAUAGAAAGGGGACAAAUUCUUUGACUUUUGAAUUGGGUCGCGGAUCCAGAGAGGAUGACCCUUUCAAUAGAAUAUCUCAAAAAUAUUUAGUUUAGCCAGUGGUGGUGCAGCAUUUUUGGUGCUAUCCACAGCAGAAUGUGGGGAAAAUUAUGAAAAGUCUUGAGAGUAUUAAUUGCAUACAUGGUUCAACAGCAAAUAUUUUUCCUGAAAAUGCUCUGAUCAUUAUCUAUGCAAUGAUUUAAAACCAGAAACUGAGGGUAAGUCUAUUCUCAGGAAGAACACAACUCGGCCCCUCUGUCUCUUUGCUAUUAGACUGUACACCCUGACAUUGUUUCUCUUUAGUUUAUUGCCAGCUGAACAAGGACAUUUAAGACGCACCUGCAGAGAUAUAUCAUUAUCUUAAUUAUUAAGAAACCAGCACUGUCUAAAAUGUCAAAGAAAAAGGUAUUUAUUGCAAAACCUCUUCCGCAAACCUGGACCACUUGGCACCUUUUAUUCCAUUACUAAAGUGCAUUAAUCCUCCAGUUCUAGACUCAUUGAUGAUAUACAGCAACCUCACUGUUCUUUAGCAAUACCUAGUUCAGGUGUUUCUCAUAAUAUAGUGUCUCAUGUAAGUGCAAACCUGCUCUCCCAAAUGCUAUUAAUUGCACUUUUGUCCAGAAUAUAGAAUUAUUGAUAUAAGGCAAAUGUUGAAUAUAAUAUCGGCAAAUAUAAAUACUGUAUAUGUUUGAAAUGUAUGUUAAUUCUGAUUAAUGGUACUAAAUAACUCUUUAUUCUUGAUUUAGUCUUUAUAUUUCAUGGAGAUAUAUUUAUAUGCUGUUUUCCUACUAAAUCACAUUGAUGUACUCUGCUGUAAUCGUAUGACGACUGGGCAUCUGCGGCACAGUUUCCGAUGGAUGAUCAGCAGAUGUAUUUAUUCGCUUAUGCAAAUGUUCUCAAAAUGGGAGGCAGUUACUUCUGCACCCCCGUCGUGCCUUUUUUGGGACAGAUUGACUGUUCUUUGUAUCUAUAUUCUUAACCUGUUAAGCUAAUUUUGUUUCUAAUACUUGUGAUUUAGCAGAGCUGUAAAUGUACUAGAAUUUAGGGGGUUUGCACUGAAGCUGUUUUUGCUAACAGAACAUGUAGCUCAAAGAUGUAUACCAGCAACAAAUCAUUAUAUUAGUUUUCAAAUGAAAAGGUGUUUUUGAUUUGUUUUUUAACAGAGCUCUUAUGAUGACUAACCUCACCAAAUUUAGGGGUUAAAAGCUUCCUGACCCAGAUAGCAUCAGGUAAGUGAACAGAUUACUGUAAAACAAGAAAUAUUAGAGCUGUGUUUUAGUGCCAGCAUCUGACUUGCCAUGAAUUGAGAUUUGUGCUCCCAGGUUUCAGUUUACAAGGACCCAAAAUGAAACGCAUGGUUUAUUUUAUGUUGUGUGGUUAUUAGAGUAUUCAUAUUGUCAGACAAAAUGUGGCUGUUUUUCAAUAAAAAACUUAAAAUCUUAAGACAAUACAGUGAAAUGCACAUAUUUGGUUUAUUCUAAUAGAUGACAAAAACAUUCUUUUGAAACAACUUUUUUGGGAAAAUCAUGAGCACAAAUUGAGAGAAUUGGCAAGUAGGUCAAAUGUAAAACAAAACGAAUAAACCGAUUCUUGAGUUUG